AUGGGCCAAGGUCGUUUGAGUAUUUUUUCUGGUUAUCUAUUCCCGACGCUUCGCGAAAAUAUUAGUGACUUGAGUCGAAUGAUCAGUGUGCGUAAGAUGCGUAAAAAAGUGCGAAUGUGUGAUCUACGCAUACAAGACGGGUUUGCAUUCUCAAAUAGUCGUUGUGAUCAGCUAGAGACGAUACAUUGUAAAAAUUAUCGAGAAUUGUCGAGUUUGGAAGAAAAUUCUCUCCGUGCAGAAUUUCUUAUGAUGCGUAAUAUUCCCAAAAUAAAGUUUUAUCUUUUUAAAGCUAAGUUCGAGUGA
This is a messenger RNA of Clunio marinus, 303 nucleotides long. NCBI's taxonomy places the organism in Eukaryota, Metazoa, Arthropoda, Insecta, Diptera, Chironomidae. The record is from the annotation of a GenBank genome assembly.